Molecule: messenger RNA, 1464 nt
Organism: Sclerotinia borealis F-4128
Lineage: Eukaryota; Fungi; Ascomycota; Leotiomycetes; Helotiales; Sclerotiniaceae
Source: the annotation of a GenBank genome assembly
AUGGACGCGCCGAACAGACCUCCAGCUUCUGCAGAUGGAUCCAGCGAUACAACCAUGGGCGAAUCAUUUCCUCCUAAGUAUGUCCCUCAGUUCUCUGCCGCGACCGAAAUGAUUCUCCAGCGCAUGAAAGCAGGAAUAACUGGUGGGCUGUCCAGUAUUGGCAUCACAGAGACACCACCAGGUUACGAAGAAAUGCGCAGAAAUGUUAUGUCAGGGAUGAAAACUACGCAGAAUAUGCAAAUAAACACACCACCACCAAAAUAUCAAACUAGCAAAAAGAUAACGCCCAAAGUGAGUGCUGCACCUAAAAGUGAGACUCCGACGGGGUCUGUAAAUAGUGCAGGAACAAAAAAGAAAGGGAAAGGACCAAGGGCGGGUCAGAAGCGGAAAAGGGUCAAGGAUGACAGUGAAAGUGCGGACGAUUCUGAUGCUCUGAGUGGUCUAGGUGGGGAUUCGGAUUCGGAUGAUUCGAACAGUGCGACGAUGGAAAUGCCAAAAAUCACACAGAGCGGGCGACAGAUAGUGAAGCCGACACAGUUCGUGCCUCCAUUACCCGAGACAAGCUCAAGAAAGCGAUCCUCUGCUUCGACAAAUAAGCGAAGUCAAAAUCAAGAACAAGCAUUAUGCAAGAGAUGCGGGAGAGGUAAUAGUCCGCAUAAUAAUAUGAUUGUUUUCUGUGAUGGGUGUAAUUUGGGAUGGCAUCAGAUGUGUCAUGAUCCUGUGGUUUCGGAAGAAGAGGUGAAGGAUGAAGAAGCGCCGUGGUUUUGUAAUGAUUGUGCAAGAAAAAGGGGGAUUAAACCAGCGCCAUCUAAGACUGAUGGUGUCAGCUGGGCCGGCAAAUCGCUCGACCAGAGAAGGGCAUAUCUAGCAUUACUCCCUCAUCCCCAGCUAGUAGCGCUUCUCAUCAAAGCUUCUACCCUUCACCCAGAUAUGCCUAUAUUCCCCGCUAAUUCUCCACCCUUCCAACCCCGCCAAUCACAGAAUAUCUCUCGACCCACAACAAAUCACAUCACACAACCAUUUCCUCCCUCCGCCACAUCCACAGCGGGACUCUUUCCUCGUUCAGAGUCUAACCCCAGUGCUACAAUAAACUUCGUUCGUAAAAUAGCCUCCAAUUCCACUGCUUCCAAUGUCACGCCUACUCCAAUGUUCACUUCGUCAUUUCCCUCUGCACCAGCUUUCACUCAUGCCUCGUCUGCUCCACCUAUGUUGCCUCCACAAGCCUCGACGAACACGGAAUCAAAUGCAGACCCGAAUGGAAUUGACAAUCAGCAAGAAUUGGCGCAGGAAAGCAGAGAGUCUACACCAAAUAGUCCACCAUAUCCGAAAGCUGGGACAGGUCUAAUGAGCAAAUUGGGCCCGGAUGAUGAGGACAUCGAGUGGUUAGUCGAUAGUGAGGAUUUUGAGGCUUUUAGCCAUACGGUCUAUGAUGAUCACGAGGAAAAGGACGUUGAGGGUAUGUGA